AUGUCUUUUUUUAGUAAUACUUUAAAUAAGACUGUUAGAUCAACAUGUCUACUUGGUGAAGUUGAAUCAUUAAUAUAUACAAAGAGAUUUGCUACUAAAAAGUCAGCAGGUACAACAAAGAAUGGUAGAGAUUCAAGACCAAAGUAUUUGGGUGUCAAGAAGUUUGGUGGACAUUUAGUCGAACCAGGUAAUAUUAUAGUUAGACAGAGAGGAACUAGAUUCCAUCCAGGAGAUGGUGUCGGUAUGGGUAGAGAUCACACAAUUUUCGCUACAGUACCAGGUGUCGUUUACUUUAGCGUUUCAACAAUCAAUACACACGGUCUUCCAGCCAAACCAAGAAAGUUUGUCUCUGUCUUGGACUUUAGCGACCUACAUGAUAAUCAAUUUGACCAACAAGAACAAUUCCAACUAGCUGACGAACAAGAAGAAUUAACAACAACCCAACAACAAACAGAAUCUCAAACAUCAUCAUUCUACCUAAAGAGAGCAGAGUGGUCUUCUUUGAUGUCUCAACAAGCCGUUGCUUUGUACUUGUGUAAGAGAUGUAAUUUUCAACAGUCGACUGAAAGUAUUGAUAAAUUCAAAAGUUAUAGAAUAAAGAAAAAUAAUGAAAUUUUAUUAUCACAUACCAAUAAUAUAAUAAAUGGGGAUCAAUUAAAAGAUUUAUCGAUUUCAAUUUUAAAGGAAUUGGAAAUGCUUGUAUACGAUCAUGGUGAUGAUCAUGAGAGUAAUAUAAAUAAUAAUAAUGUUGGUGGCGUUGGUUCACCAACAUCUUUUCUACCACCUAUGAAUAUAACGAUGGAUUUCAAUAAUUCAACGGUUAGUCUACCGAUGCAAUUGUAUGCCGAUCGUCUAAAUAUCUCGGAUCGCAGAUUAGAUGAUAUCGACAUUGCCAAUCAGGUACACCAAGGAAAACGUGUUAAAAUAGGUCAUCGUUGGUAUCAUACAAUCAACAACAACAACAACAACAACAGUAACAACAAUGAUAUAAACGAACUUAGUAUAAAUAGUGAUAACGAUGAUAAUAUAAAUAAUAACAAUAUCAACAACAAUAACAACAACAGCAAUAUAGCAGACUCUUCAAAAUAUUUAAUAGUUUGUCAUAAAUGUGGUCAAGUCAAUGGUAAAACCAACUUUUGUUUUCAAUGUGGUAACCCACUCCAGAUAGGAUCAUUAGCAUAA
This is a messenger RNA of Heterostelium album PN500, 1182 nucleotides long. RefSeq lists its product as uncharacterized. The coding region runs from base 1 to 1182 and encodes 393 amino acids. The record is from RefSeq and is a predicted model, not a curated record. Gene Ontology annotation, cellular component: ribosome; mitochondrial large ribosomal subunit. Lineage: Eukaryota; Evosea; Eumycetozoa; Acytosteliales; Acytosteliaceae. The transcript has 8 exons. Gene Ontology annotation, biological process: translation. Gene Ontology annotation, molecular function: structural constituent of ribosome.